Messenger RNA from Caenorhabditis sp. 36 PRJEB53466, 1869 nucleotides. Lineage: Eukaryota; Metazoa; Nematoda; Chromadorea; Rhabditida; Rhabditidae. The record is from the annotation of a GenBank genome assembly.
AUGAUUUCCACAGUUGUCUUAGGUAUUUCAUACAGUUUCAUCGAGUAUUAUGCAAGUUGCGUUUUGUUUUCAGUUUGUCUUUCCUUUUUGUCCGUUCACUGUCAAAACUCUGCGGGCAACAUUUACGGCUACGAUACCAGUAAUACCGGAAACUCUGAUAAUGGGUUGUUCUUGGUACAAAACCCUAAUUAUCAGUUCUUGAACGAUCAACUUGCCAACGAAUACUCUCAGACUUAUCUCGAAGAGCUCAGGAGUUACGAACAGCAACGUGAGUUCCUAAAGUUGUUGUAUUUUGAAAACAAAUAAUAUUUUGAUUUCCAGAAGGAAUUUCAACAAGUGGUUCCGGUUCGGGAAGUUCAAGCUCUAAUGGGAUUGUCACCAGCUCUUCUAGUGUCCCAGCCACGGGAUAUUACACCGGACCAGCUCUCUCUAAUACGCAACAAAAUCAAGUCAACUAUCAGCAAAUUGUACAGAGGAAUCCGUCAAGCUACUCGACUACUGGAUCUUCCUCCUCUAGCAGCAACAUUUAUGGGUACGCCUACAGCUCUGGAAGCACUGGGAGCUCAACUGGAAGUAACACUUACAACAACCAAGUUCUGUAUUCCGGUAAGCCAAUUCAAGAUAACGUUUGAACCAAAUUUUGAGAGUUACAGCUCCAUCUGCCACAGCUCAACCGUACGUGUACCCAUUCGGCCAGUACGCUCCAUCCGGAUCAUCCAGCUCAAACCCAGUGCUCCGUGAUCAGAGCUCCAACUUCAACACCUUCAGCUCCACGGUUUCUCCCUUGUCUUCUUCCUCCAACCUCGGCACCGGUAACUAUUACACCGGACGUACUUACACCUUGUUCGACCAACCGCAAAAUGCCCAAACCGGAUAUGUCAGUGCAUCUGACCUUAAGACGACCAGACUUCGUGACCAAGCAGCUCCGGCCACCCUGAAUCUCCGUGGAACUGGACCACUUCCGGGUCCAGCUCUUAACAGCGCCUCUUCCAAUUCUGGAGUGUUCCGUGACGCCGGAUCGAACGAUAUUUUCUAUGGAAACGCUAAUUCGAAUACGAACACAAACACAAACACCAAUACGAAUAGCAACGGGCAGACUGUUUACAGGUUCUCUUCAAGAUUUUUUGACGUUGCUGGAAAUAAUACCGAAAUGUACUAUCCUUACCGGUGAGUGGAGUUGCACCAAUGUUCACCCACUCACCGUAACUUUUUACUAAACUGAUUUUUGAACAUUUACUUUUAAAGAGUCAUAUUUUCAGCACAUCUACCAACUACAAUCUGCCAACUGGAUCAUCGUCAAGCUCAUUUGGUACAGCAGGAACUGGAGUGCAAUUCGAUCAGCCGAGCACUACGACAAUGAGCACAACGGGUAGAUAGACAAAACACGCUACAGUAACCUUCUUGCCACGUUACAUACCUCACCUCACUUCACUAUUUUUGCAUUCAUUUUGCACUUGAGCUCCUUCCAAACCUUCUCUCAGACUGUACACACAUUUAUUUGUCUUUCCAACGCAAUCCUCCCACCCGACGUGUUGUCUCUUUCCAUCUGUUUUGUAAAUAAACCUUCACCCACCCAGCUAACAAGAGUAAAUACUUUCUUACUCCGACAAGCAACACACAAACAAAAAAAAAGUUAUUUUAGCGAGAUGCGCCCUUUCGGAUCCGUACUGGUGCCAAGAAUAUGUGCAGGUUUACUUGAGCUCCAGACAACAAUAUGACGGGGUUUCUACUCAGGUAACAGUUGCGGGAGUACGGUAGAAAUGCAAAAAUAGUUUACAGCAAUCCUGCCCAUCUCUGAUCGCUUCACUUGUCGAGAGUUACAAUGGAUGUUGUGCAGCGGUUCGAGCCGCCGGCUGCCAAAUGUCAUAA